CAAAUAUUUUUUAAUAAAUAAUUCUUAUACAGAUGUAUAUUUUCUGGGUACCACAAUAAAAAUUGUAUAUAAUUCUGAUUUUGGAGUAUACGAGCAAUUCGAAGUUAAAGAAAGUCAAGAACAUAAAAUCGACAAAAUCUCUUUAUUUUUACUUGCCCCACAUCCUAUCCUUGAAACUCAGUUAAAUUCCAUUGCCGUUUAUAUUUUCAAGUACGCACCUCUUGAUCUAUAAGAUUAUAAUGUAUUAUAUGUCUUAUUUGUUCAAAGUUUGGUCGGCUAAUAGAAAACAAAAAAUCUCAUUAGUAAUUAAUCAAUCUGAUACUAUGUUAUCUGAACUUAUUGCAAAAAGUAACAGCAAGCUUGGUAUUAACGGUUCAACUCUUGUUAUGGAAAAAGAUGGUACAAAUAUUGACGAUAAUGAUGUUUUAAAGUUUUGUUCUGGCGAAACUUUUAUGUUAUUGCAAGCAGAAGAAUUUUGGUUACCUCAAAAUGAAACAGAAUUACACAAUAUGGCAUCCUGCGAUACCCUAAGUGUAGAUUCCAUGUCUACUUUUUCAUCCUCAUCAAGUACACGACAUCUUUCAUCGCCAAAAACUGUAUCACAUAAUGUACAAUUGAAUAAUAAUGACGUUUGGACAAGCUUUCGUAUACCUUGGCACAAUUUGGAAUCUACAGUGCUUAAAGAAUUAGAAGCAGGAAAUCGCAACAAAUAUAUAAUACAUGCUGUUGUAAAUCGUAUCCGAGAUGAGAAAUGUGCAAGAAUUCAUUCCAUCCAAGGCAUUCAAAAUCACAGCUAAAAAGGUCAUCGAAAAGUAUCCUCAAACAUUCAAGGAUAUGGAUGAAGAAGGUAAAAGUUUCGGAGAUGGAAGUUAUACAUUAUACUUAAAACUUCGUGAUAGAAAUUGCUAUCUUAAUAGACCACACAUGAAAAGAUCUUUAAGCCGUAGUUUAAACAUACCAUUAAAAAAACAACGAAAAGUUUUAUCUGCUAAAGCUGGAUGCAGCAAUUGGCAGCCUGACAAUUAUGU
Molecule: messenger RNA, 1028 nt
Organism: Linepithema humile (Argentine ant)
Lineage: Eukaryota; Metazoa; Arthropoda; Insecta; Hymenoptera; Formicidae
Source: RefSeq, a predicted model, not a curated record